Molecule: messenger RNA, 2468 nt
Organism: Sarcophilus harrisii (Tasmanian devil)
Lineage: Eukaryota; Metazoa; Chordata; Mammalia; Dasyuromorphia; Dasyuridae
Gene: FEM1B
Product: fem-1 homolog B
Exons: 2
Coding region: 23-1906 (627 amino acids)
Molecular function (GO): protein binding
Source: RefSeq, a predicted model, not a curated record
GGCGGCGGCGGCGGGGGCUACCAUGGAGGGCCUGGCCGGCUAUGUGUACAAGGCGGCCAGCGAGGGGAGGGUGCUGACCCUGGCCGCCCUGCUCCUGAACCGGUCCGAAAGCGACAUCCGCUACCUGCUGGGCUAUGUCAGCCACCAGGGAGGGCAGCGCUCCACGCCGCUCAUCAUCGCGGCGCGCAACGGGCAUGCCAAGGUGGUGCGCCUGCUGCUGGAGCACUACCGAGUGCAGACCCAGCAGACCGGCACCGUCCGCUUCGACGGUUAUGUCAUUGAUGGAGCCACCGCUCUCUGGUGUGCAGCAGGAGCUGGACAUUUUGAAGUUGUCAAACUUCUAGUCAGUCAUGGAGCCAACGUGAACCAUACUACAGUAACCAACUCAACACCCUUGCGGGCUGCAUGCUUUGAUGGCAGAUUGGACAUCGUUAAAUAUCUGGUAGAAAAUAAUGCCAACAUCAGCAUUGCCAACAAAUAUGACAACACUUGCCUUAUGAUUGCAGCUUAUAAAGGACACACGGAUGUGGUCAAGUAUCUUUUAGAACAACAUGCGGAUCCCAAUGCCAAAGCACAUUGUGGGGCUACGGCAUUACACUUUGCAGCAGAAGCUGGGCACUUGGAGAUUGUACGGGAGUUGGUGAGGUGGAAAGCUGCAAUGGUGGUGAAUGGCCACGGAAUGACUCCGUUAAAAGUAGCUGCUGAAAGCUGUAAGGCAGAUGUUGUUGAAUUAUUACUUUCUCAUGCUGAUUGUGACCGAAAAAGUAGAAUUGAAGCUUUGGAACUUUUGGGUGCCUCAUUUGCAAAUGACCGAGAGAACUAUGACAUAAUGAAGACAUACCACUAUUUAUAUUUAGCGAUGUUGGAGAGAUAUCAAGAUCGUGAAAACAUUAUUGAAAAAGAGGUUCUUCCACCCAUUGAUGCUUAUGGAAAUAGAACUGAAUGCAGAAAUCCUCAGGAACUAGAGUCCAUUAGGCAAGACAGAGAUGCUCUUCACAUGGAAGGCCUGAUAGUUCGUGAACGGAUUUUAGGCUCAGACAAUAUUGAUGUUUCUCAUCCUAUCAUUUAUCGGGGGGCUGUUUAUGCUGAUAACAUGGAAUUUGAACAGUGUAUCAAGUUGUGGCUUCAUGCUUUGCAUUUGCGGCAAAAAGGUAACAGAAACACUCACAAAGAUCUUUUAAGGUUCGCUCAAGUUUUCUCACAGAUGAUUCAUCUGAAUGAACCGGUAAAAGCCAAGGACAUAGAAAGUGUUUUGAGAUGUAGUGUUUUAGAAAUAGAACAAGGGAUGUCUAGGAUGAAAAGUACUCAAGAUGCUGAUAUACACACCGCCUUGGACAACUAUGAAUGCAAUAUUUUUACCUUUUUAUAUUUGGUGUGCAUCUCCACAAAAACACAGUGCAGUGAGGAAGAUCAGUCAAGAAUUAACAAGCAGAUUUACAACUUGAUUCACCUUGAUCCCAGAACUCGAGAAGGGUCAAGCUUAUUGCAUCUUGCUGUCAACUCUAAUACCCCAGUAGAUGACUUCCACACAAAUGAUGUCUGCAGCUUUCCCAAUGCACUAGUCACUAAACUGCUUUUAGACUGCGGUGCUGAGGUGAAUGCUGUUGACAGUGAGGGAAAUAGUCCCCUUCAUAUUAUUGUUCAGUACAACAGGCCUAUCAGUGAUUUUUUGACCUUGCAUUCUAUCAUCAUUAGCCUAGUGGAAGCUGGCGCUCACACCGACAUGACAAACAAACAGAAGAAGACUCCGCUAGACAAAAGUACAACGGGGGUGUCUGAAAUAUUACUUAAAACUCAAAUGAAGCUGAGCCUUAAGUGCCUGGCUGCCCGAGCAGUUCGGAUUUAUAACAUUAACUACCAAAACCAGAUCCCCAGAACUCUUGAAGAGUUUGUUGAAUUUCAUUAGGUGACUGGAUAUGUAAAAUCUUUAAAUGUGGUGCUAAAAAAGUAAAGGACUUUAAUCACAGACAAUAGAAUUACGUGUUUAUAAAUUCUACUUCUCUAUCCACUACCCUUCCUUUCCCUUGGUCCUAUCCUUAGUUCUAUAUUUGGUCUCUUGCUCAGACAGGAGUCAAUUACAAAUAACAUCCCAAGGAAAACCUUGGUAUAACCAUAAUAUAGUGUCUUUGGAUAUUGGUCAGGUUACCUCUCCCUGCCUCUUUUUUAAAGGAACAAAUAUAAAAUAUUUUGUUUAAUCGUACUAAGGUACAUUUAUGAUUUGCAGUUGAUAAUGUUUUAAACAGCUAUGUACAAAGGUAUUUCUGUUUAAAAGCCUAUCUCAACAUGUGAUCUAUGCAGCAGUUUUGAGGAUUUAAGUUUUCUUUUAGAGAAAAGGAAGAACUAGAAAAUAACAUGAUAAAAGUAAUCCAGUGAUUCAGUGAAGUUGCCCAUUAUGGUUGUCAGUUCACACAAACAAUUGGCAGGUUUUUUUUUUUUUUUUUUCCCACUCUUCCAGUGAUCUUUUUUUU